Molecule: messenger RNA, 2053 nt
Organism: Solea senegalensis (Senegalese sole)
Lineage: Eukaryota; Metazoa; Chordata; Actinopteri; Pleuronectiformes; Soleidae
Gene: serhl
Product: serine hydrolase like
Exons: 12
Coding region: 32-1015 (327 amino acids)
Source: RefSeq, a predicted model, not a curated record
AGGAGAAGAAGUUAAGUUGGUAUUCGGCGACAUGAUGCAGGCUCUGAGAGGCGUCAGACGUCUGAGCUCCAGCUCAGUGAUACAUACAGUGUCGGAGCUCUCGGUUCCAGUCCCAUGGGGAGAGAUCAGAGGUCAGGUGUGGGGUCCUGAUCACGGCCGCCAUGUGCUGUGUCUUCACGGCUGGGCUGACAACUGUGGCACAUUCAAGACCCUUGCUCCUCUGCUGCCCAAAGAGUGCAGGUAUGUGGCGAUGGAUCUACCAGGUCACGGUCGGUCAUCACAUCGUCCUCCUGGCAGUUUCUACUCUUUUCCCCUGUAUGUGAUGGAUGUACACAGAGUCAUUGAUGCUCUGCAGUGGAGCAAAUUCUCCAUCAUAGGCCACAGUAUGGGUGGGAACAUCGCGGGGAUGUACAGUGCUCUGUAUCCUGAGAAGGUGGAGGCUGUCAUACUUCUGGACUCCUAUGGAUUUCUACCGACAGAUGUGAAAGAGGUUCCCAAAGUGAUGAGACAGGGGAUGGAUGGCAUGCUUCACUUUGAGAAAAAGACAGAAGUGGAGGAAAGAGUUUACACCUAUGAGAAAGCAGCUCAGAGGCUUUUGGCUGCAAACCCAACUCUGUCAGAACAGUCAGUGCAAAUCCUUUUAGAGCGAGGUUUAGUUCAAGUUGAAGGAGGAGUUAAGUUCACUCGAGACCGUCGUAUAAACCUGAAAAACAUAAUGCGCAUCAAUUUGCAGCAGAGUCUGGAGAUGCAGUCGAGAAUAAAAGCCUCCGCCUUAGUAGUUCUAGCAGAAGAUGGCUUUGAGAAAAUAUUUGCUGAAAAAGAACAACAGAAACUCUCAUCGGCUCUUGUGCAGGGCUACAGGGACAGAAGUCACACAGUGGUGAAAGUACCGGGUGAUCAUCACGUCCAUUUGAAUGAUCCUGGGCGUGUCGCUCCGCUUGUGUCGGACUUCCUGCAGACCACAGUGUUGUCACGGUCAGACAGACCAACAGAGAAGCAGACAUCUAAGUUAUAGAGAACACAUUUCAAAUCAGCAGUCGGACAUGAAUUAAGUACAGAUGAUUUUUGAUGGUUAAUUUAUCCUGAGGUUUCUCUUAAAAUCAACAAGCGUGCACAUGUUUCUCUGACUACUAAACAAUAUACAUGUAUAUGUAUUGACUCUUACUGUUAUUGGUUUGACAUGUGGCAUGUUUCUCACCAAGCUACCUUAAUCGAGUCCAGUUGCCUUCAUCAGCUGCAUGAACAACUCCUGUAGACACUGUAGUGGCCGUUCCAAAUCAAACUCAACUAAAAGACCACUAUUCCACUGUGAGGCCACAUGGUUGAUGUAGUGGUCGUGCCUUUUCUCCGGGUUUUUCCAGUUUCCUUCCACAGUGCAAAAACAUGCAGAUUUUGGCAUUAGGUAAAUUGGACACUCUAAAUUGACCAUAGGUGUGAGUGUGAGAAUGAAUGGUUGUUUGUCUCUCUAUGUGUCCCUGUGAUGGACUGGUGACCUGUUCAGGGUGUACCCCGCCUUUCACCCUAUGUCAGCUGAGAAAGUAACUAAAAAAAGUCAAUUAAUGGCUAAGAAUGAAAAAUCUAACUAAUACAGCUGUAGUGUGGUAUGACCAAAAAGUUAUAUCACGCUAUUUUUCAUAAUUUCAAUGGUUUCACCGUUUUUUUAUGCAGGAGCACGAGUGAGUGGUCGACACAAUGUCCUCAGCUCAUCCUAGCUUAACUGGUUGUCAGGUAUAACUAAUCCUGAUAAUGUGCACAUUCACUGUAUUCUGAAGCAGACCUGUAAGGUGGAGCACAGAUUUACUGAUGCUGAAGUGGACUGGUGGUUAAGUUAAGUGGACUUAACUGUAUCUCCAGCUGAACAGCACUUGCUAAUAGGUGUUUUUAAGAUGUGCAGCAUAUUUUAAUGUCGUGUGAAAGUCAUGUUGUAUAUCACAGUAUUUUAACUGUAAGGGAGACUGAAGACCUAAUUAAUAUAUAUUUAUAUUUAGACGACAACAGUUCUGUCAUUAAUAUUGUAAUGAAAUUGAAAUCAAGAAUAAAAGCACUGACACUG